AUGACUGCUAUCUGCAGGUUUGUUUACUUUUUGUGACGUCAAUAUUUAUUAACAGGUGGCAGCGUAUCAUCAACUACUAACUAUCCGGCGUUUCUUCUUUUACUGAAAUGUAGUAAGUCUCAACAAUGCGGUUACGUCGCAAUCUGCGUUGGUGGGUGAAGAUAGCAGUCGCUUUGACUUUGUUUUUGGCUGGAACAUACUUGACUGUGAGACAGGCACAAAAGGACGCAAUUUCCGAAGAAGGACAUGUUAUUCCCCGUGAAGAAAAAGCAGCCGCCCAGCCUGUGAAAGCUGAGGCAGCAGUUAUGAAGAAGGAUACCCAGGAUACCCUUUCACAUAAGAAACUCCCUGAACCAAGUGGCUAUAAAGACUGGAAUGAUUAUGCCAGAUUGGAAGCAGAAAGUCAGCAGACUGGCCCUGGAGAGCAAGGUCAGGCCUAUUACCUGCCAGCUAAGUUUAACCAUGAGAAAGAUCAGCUGUAUAAGGUGAAUGGAUUUAAUGCUCGAGCUUCAGAUGACGUUGCUUUGAAUCGCUCAAUGCAAGACAUCCGCCACCCAAAAUGCAAAGAGAAAGUAUAUCUGGAGACACUGCCAACAGCAUCUGUUGUAGUACCAUUUCACAAUGAGCAUUGGUCAACACUUCUGAGAACUGCAGUUUCUGCUAUUAACCGUUCACCGGAUUCUUUACUCCUUGAAGUUAUUCUUGUUGACGAUGCAAGUACCAAAGACUUUUUGAAGGAGAAGCUUGAUGAUUACGUAACGAAAAAUUUGCCCAAAGUGAAAGUCGUCCAUCUUGCGAAACGUUCCGGGCUCAUUAGGGCUCGUUUAGCCGGAGCCAAAGCUGCAAAGGGAGAUGUGAUCAUUUUUCUGGACUCUCACACUGAAUGCACCACUAACUGGCUCCCUCCUCUCUUAGAACCAAUUGCUAAGGAUUACAAGACCUGUGUUUGCCCAUUUAUUGAUGUCAUAGAUUAUGAAACCUUUGCUUAUCGUGCACAAGACGAAGGAGCGCGUGGGGCAUUUGACUGGGAGUUUUUCUACAAACGUUUGCCUUUGCUCCCUGAAGAUCAGCAGAACAUGCCAGAACCAUUUAAGAGCCCUGUGAUGGCUGGAGGUUUAUUUGCCAUCAGCACUAAAUUCUUCUGGGAACUUGGUGGCUAUGACCCAGGAUUGGACAUAUGGGGAGGAGAACAGUAUGAACUGUCCUUCAAGAUUUGGCAGUGUGGUGGCACAAUGGUUGAUGCUCCUUGUUCCCGAAUUGGCCAUAUUUAUCGAAAGUUUGCUCCAUUUCCAAAUCCAGGUGUGGGUGAUUUUGUGGGAAGGAAUUACAAGCGGGUUGCUGAAGUGUGGAUGGAUGAAUAUAAAGAAUAUCUCUACAAACGUCGGCCUCACUAUCGUAGCAUUGAUGCUGGAGACCUCACAGAACAGAAGGCAAUUCGUGAAAAGCUGCAGUGCAAGCCAUUCAAAUGGUUUAUGACUGAAGUUGCUUUUGAUUUAGUGAAAGUUUACCCACCAGUUGAGCCUCCAGAUUUUGCAAGUGGAAAGAUCCAGAGCGUAGCAAACCCAGACUUGUGUGUUGAUUCUCGCUACAAGCGCCAUGGAGAAAGGUUUGGCCUUCAGGAGUGCAGUAGGGGAGGAGAGCAGAGCUACCACUUAACUUGGCACAAAGAUAUUCGUCCGGGAAAAAGGCCAUUGUGCUGGGAUGUUUCUAGUGGUGAUACGCAGUCUCCAGUUUUACUUUACAACUGUCACGGAAUGGGUGGCAACCAGCUGUGGAGAUAUGAUCCGGAAAAACAAUGGCUUAUUCAUGGUGGGAAUCCCCGAUGCCUUGACUGCAACCCAGGGAAUAAGGAGAUUUAUGUGUCUUCUUGUGAUCCAGAGAAGAAAUCACAGAAGUGGAUCUUUGAAAAGUAUGAUGCUGAACGUCUAGCAAAUUGGGACUCUGCUGGGCCUAACCUAUAGAUUAUGAUGUGGAUUUUUUUUCCUAAAGCUGAGUGGUCAUCAGAUUUAUGUAAAUCAUGUCAUUUGAAAAUGAUUGUGAUGAUAUAAUCACUGUAGGAAUUGCUAAAAGUAUUUGCUUGGGAAGUUGCCAGAAAUGCACUAAGAGAUGAAAUAUUUUUUUUAAGAUCUCACCACAUUAUAAACAAGAAAUAGCAUGUGAUGGUGAUGAAUGAUAACGUAUUUUCAUGAAGCUCACUAUAUUGAGCUACAAAAACAGAGUUGUGAAUACUUUGAUACUUUGACAGUCAUUCAAAAUAUUUUCACGAUAGGGCAUUACUGCCAUUCAGCAGAGUCCUUACAUAAAAUGCCCUCUAGUCCUCUUAUCUUUUUAUAGGGUUGCAAUUGAUGAACAUUUCAUUUAGUCUUCAAAUAUGCUAAUCAUAAUGUAUAUUAGAAGGUGCUUAAGCGACUUUGUUACAGUAAUGGCUUGAAAACUGAAAAUUCCCUAGAGUGCAUUAUUCUAGGGCAGACUUCGCACCUAGGUAGAAUAUGUGUGAAAGUUCAGUCUAAUUUUUUGUAGUUAUGUGUGAAUUGUUGCAAAGUGAUAUAGUGGAUUUAACUAUUUAUUUUUACCAUUUUUACUUCAGUAUUUGAAGUUGCUCUUCACAGAUAUGUCAUAUCUUUUGUGGUGGCUAUUCUCACAGUUUUUGUUGUUGUAAAUGGCAGAUAGAAACUGCUGGUGUAGAUCCUUUUUGGAUGUGCAUUUUAAUGAUUAAGGAGCUAUGAUUUUGUCUUCAAUUUGCAUCAGAAUUUUGUUGCUGCAUUUGAAGACAGACUAAACAUUGCUUUUUAGUAGAUAAAUGUGUAGGGUCUAAUUGAAACGGUUGAAAAUACUGUAGCUUUUAGAAUGGUGCACAGUAUAUAUAUUUUUUAAGUGAUAUUUUUUAUGGAAUUUUCUUAGUAAUCAACAAGGAUUUAGGAUUGCAUAAUAAAACAAGUUUUCCAGAUAUUUAGGAUAGUCAAAUCAUCAUCAUCAUCAUCAUCAUCAUUGCCUCCAAUAAUAUCAUGCGAUGCAAAGGGCCUUUAUGAAUUUGCAGACUUGGGAUUGCAUAUCAAAAUGUAAUUUCCCAGAUAUGUACAAUGCAUAAUAGGAAGUUCCUUUCUUAGAUUAUAUAUAUAUAUAUAUAUACGUAUAUAUAUAUAUAUAUAUAUAUAUAUUUGACUGCAUAAUAGAAUUUUUCCAGGCAUUUACACAUGUCUGAUAUAAACAAUCAAUUUCCUUAUGUAGGACUGCAUAAUAUUCUAAAUACUGUAGUUUCCUUUUAUUAGUGAAGGACUCCCAAGAAAUAAUUGUGUGAUCUUUGAUACCAAAUUUCAGGCAAGAAAAGGUAAUGUAUGACUUUUGAUGUUGAAUAACCAACCAGUGUGCAGUUUAGUAUGUUGAAUUAGUUUCAGGGAAAUAGUAUAAUGCAGUAUUAUUGCUGUGCAGUACAGUAUUUGUAAUUUCUCUCUAUGAAGGUAGUGGCCAUUCAUUAAAAUAAAAUAUUACGAUAGUAUAAAACAGGAGAAAAAUCUUAAUUUUUUCCAGUGGUAACUCUUGUCUGUGGAGUUUGUUAGUUAAGAAACGUACAUUCCUUAUAUAGUAUAAGCAGGAUUUUAACUUUUUGAACAAGUUUUUUACCAGUUCUUUCAUGCAUGGCAGUGGAAUUUUCUUUACAUAUAUUCUGCUAAAACAUUUACAUCUGCAUAAUAUAUAUAUUUGAUUCACCUGGCAGGGCUUUGGCUCCUUUUCCUCUUAAUACCGAAACGUUGGUGGAUUUAUAGAUACUUUUGAGAUCUCAGUAGAAAUAUGAUUCACAUGUUAUUCCAUCAGUAGUUUUCUGGGAAUUUUCCCUAUUUAAAACAUUCCCUUAAUUUAAAUCGCAUGUGGGUUAGUUGCAUUGAAGGCAGAUUUUAUAUCACUCCUUGAAGCAAAAUGAAGAUCUCUUGCAACCUUUAACCUGACCCUCCCUGUGGUAUUAGGAAUAUCUUGAACCUUAAAGAUGUCAUUUACCAAGACUUUGCUGUCCUUGUGGAGAAGUGAGUUCAUGUUAGAAGACCUUUCAAGUCUAUUUAAUAUGAUGCUACUUAUGAAAUGGCAAGUUAGUUGUGUGAAUUUGUAGAUGUUCUGCUCCCUUUUUCUGCAUUUAUGACUUAUUCUAUUGUAAUUCCAAUAUCCAUUUAUUAGUUUGAGAUAGCAAAAUGGAACUUGACUUUUCCUAUCAAAUUUGUAUAAGAUACAUGUCUGAAAUAUUUCUUUAGUGUGCAGCUCAGCUUUUUGCAGUAGUAUAUGUAUUCUUUUAAGAUUUGAAUUUCAGCUAGGUUUAACUUUGGUGUAUGUUAUAUGAUUUAUAUGUUUUUACUAGGAGAGUCCAGAUAUUUUUUCAUGCUAGGAUUAAUAAAAUUACACAACAGGUACAGUUACAUUCCUUUUUGUAUACGGGUUGCCUGUGGCCAUAAGUAUUGCAUUGUUACAUAGGUCUUAGUGAAGCACAGAUAUGGCCUUAGCCUUAAGAUAGUGGUUCAUGUACUAUGUUAGCUAUUCACAUAGCAGAAAUGAUUAAUCAUUCAGUUAUAAGGCAUGCUAAUGAUGAUGAAGGCCUACUUAUAACUCGUAAUACAAACCAAAUAUGGUGAAAUCUAAAUACAAUUACCAGUAUGUCAGAAAAAGACCCUUAAUGUACACGAUUACUGUGGGUUUAGAGAGGUCUCUCAACACUAUAGCAUCCAUAAAUUAGUCAGGGAGUUAUCUUUUAAGUCUCCUUGAAGCACUUUGAACACAUAUCUUCAAGUAGAGCUUCAUGAUGGCUGAAUUCGUGAGACAGAACGCAGUGUAUCCCGAUCUAAGGGCUUGGCAUAUUAACUGCUUUGUUUACCACUUCAGAUGUAAAAUCGGCAAGAAAACUGAAGAUACAGUUUUGUUAAAACUUCAGACACAUAGUGCUCAAUAAUGCCACACCUGGGAACUCUAGAAAAGGGGGAGGAGCUUCAAAAUCAUUCGUGUUUGUUGCUUUUUAGAUUUCCAUAAGUUUACACCAUAGAGAUUUGGUUAAGUCCCAUAAUCAUUUAUACUUGAAUGAGGUAACAGGCUCUAUAUUAAUUAUUAAAAGUUGGUUUGGUAACGUUAGUUCAGAGCAGAAUAUUGAUCAUCCUUUUUUGAAACCUACUGUGAAACCUUAAAAGUAAUGUUUGACACUAAACUGACGUAAAAUUCAUGUGUAAUUGAAGGCAGAUCUUAAAAUAUGAGAGAAAAUUUUUUAAAAUUUAGGCAAUGCCUGUGGAAAUCGUGAGGAACAAUACCGUAAAUAAUGAAAUAUUAUGAUGAGAGAGAGAGAGAGAGAGAGAGAGAGAGAGAGAGAGAGAGAGAGAGAGAGAGAAUGUAAGCAUGUAAGCAUAGGUCUAUCUAUAGAGAUACUUAAUUCAUUAUAUUUUGAGAGACUGAGUGAUAAUAUUUUUUUCAAAUAUGUUUUAAAAGGAGAGAGAGAGAGAGAGAGAGAGAGAGAGAGAGAGAGAGAGAGAGAGAGAGAGAGAGAGA
Molecule: messenger RNA, 5514 nt
Organism: Macrobrachium nipponense
Lineage: Eukaryota; Metazoa; Arthropoda; Malacostraca; Decapoda; Palaemonidae
Product: putative polypeptide N-acetylgalactosaminyltransferase 10
Exons: 11
Coding region: 126-1961 (611 amino acids)
Biological process (GO): protein O-linked glycosylation
Cellular component (GO): Golgi apparatus
Molecular function (GO): polypeptide N-acetylgalactosaminyltransferase activity
Source: RefSeq, a predicted model, not a curated record